Molecule: messenger RNA, 963 nt
Organism: Neoarthrinium moseri
Lineage: Eukaryota; Fungi; Ascomycota; Sordariomycetes; Amphisphaeriales; Apiosporaceae
Exons: 5
Coding region: 1-963 (320 amino acids)
Biological process (GO): L-methylmalonyl-CoA metabolic process
Cellular component (GO): mitochondrion
Molecular function (GO): methylmalonyl-CoA epimerase activity
Source: RefSeq, a predicted model, not a curated record
AUGGCCGGCGACGCUCCCCGAAAGAUCAGUCUCAACCGCAUAGCACACGCGUACUAUAAGUACGCGGAUAUCGACAAGGCCGUCAAGUUUCUGGCCGAUUUUGGCUUCACCGAGGAGAAAAAGGUCGGUGACAAGAUCUACUUCCGCGGCUACGGAACCGAGCCUUGGGUCAUCUGUGCAAUCAAGGCCGACAAGAAUGAGUUCGGUGGCAUCGGCUACGUCGUGGACUCCGAGGAGGACCUGCAGUACGCCUCCGAGAUCUUACCCAAGGCUACCAAGGUACACGUACUAGAGGAUGCGCCAGGGAAGGGCAAAUGUGUGACCUUCGCGGAUCCCGUGGAUGGGUUUCCGUUCCACCUUGUUUACGGGCAGGAGACGACGGAUAUGCUCGAUAUUCCGCUGCCACAGGAGGCCUAUAACUAUCCCACGGAAAAGAACCGAGGAGUGAAUCAGUUCCAGCGCUUCCAGAAACGGCCAGCACCCGUCCAUAAGCUUGGGCACUGGGGCCACUGCACCACGAACUUCGCCAAGGCAUACGAGUUCUACACAUCUCACUUUAAUUUACUUCCCAGUGACGUUGUCCACGACGAAGCAGGCGUCGACAUGACAGCCUUCUUCCGUCUUAACCGUGGCAAGGAGCAGGUUGACCACCACUGCUUUUUCUUCUACCAGGGCCCGAAGUUCCACGUGCACCACUCGUCGUACGAGACGCACGAUUUUGACACCCAAGUGCUCGGCCACGACUGGCUGCGAGAGCAGGGCUACAAGAACUGUUGGGGCGUGGGCAGGCACGUUAUGGGUAGUCAGAUCUUCGAUUAUUGGUUUGACCCCGCUGGGUUUAUCAUGGAGCACUAUGUUGAUGGCGAUCUUGUUGACGACACAGAGCCGACACAUCGUUCCAAGGCAUCGCCUGACAGCCUGCACGUCUGGGGACCUGACGUCCCCAGUGACUUCCUAGUUUAG